CCCUUUGGGGCGAGGUUAAGAUUUGGCCACUCCCCUGUAGGCUGCAACAUGACGGCACUUUAAUUGAGAAAGUAUGCAAUGCCAGAAGAGAGGCCACCACAUACAGUACAAGCCUCCCCGCCCCCUUGUUACACUGCAACCGGGUUCAAUUCGUGGCUGUGUGUUUGAGUGGGUGGGUAGUUGUGAGAGGGCAUCACACAUAUCUCGAAAUAGGGAAAGACGGGCAGAAACAGCACAAGUUUUCGGCCGGCGCGGUGUCAGUAUCCACCUGGUAUAGCUGCAAAGACAAGUUAGCACCACACUAUUUUUAGCCUUGACUCCAGCACCUUGGUCCUCAGGCCUUGAUGACCCUGCUCUCCAAAACAUGAGCAGCAGCGGGCCCACAGAGCCGUCUUCUUCCCGGCCCAGUUCCCCGGAACAGACUGCCGAGCCUCAGCAACGAAGGGGGCGAGGUCGUCCACGCAAGCAGCAGCUGGAGCCUCUCGGACCGCCGACUCCAAAGCGACCAAGAGGAAGACCCAAGGGCAGCAAGAACAAAGGCCCCAAAACCAUACUCAAGAAAGCCGAGCCGUCUGGAGAAAGACGGCCACGUGGGCGACCAAGAAAAUGGCUGCAGAGGGUCGUUGCAAAAGGAAGUGAAGAGCCAAAGUCUCACUCACGCAAAAAAGGGGAAGAAUGACUCGAUGGACUGAGCUUAGCUUGGUCUUCAUCCGGCUGCCUCGGUUUCCUGACAUAACCGACUCUUGUCGAAACUAUAAGUCCUUCUCGUGUUGUUUUGUAUUGAUUCAUUGUUCGGCGAUUGAGUCACAUGACGGUUUCUUUUGCUCUUCUGACGUUUCCCCAGGUGUCCUCUGAGGAAGGGGAGUCGGCGACCUCGCCCGCUUCGUCUCAGGAGGAAGGCCAGUAAUGUGACGUGUCGUCACCCUACCUCGAGGUUUAGCCGUAAGAACACUCCAUUGGAAGGGAAAUGUUGGAAUUAUCAAAAUUUGGUGGAACUUGUCUACCUCGCUGAGAGGUGGAAAGUUACAUUUACCACCUAAGAAAGCCAUUUUCAUUCAAGGGAAAUGUCCAUUAAGGCUGCACAUGUGCAAAAAGUACUAAAAUCAUGUUGGACAAGUGCGUUCAAAUAUUCAUCGGUCAAAUUAAUUCAACUGGAAAGGAUAUGUAGUGCAUUUUUGAGAGAUGUGUAUUUUUACUAUAUCACAGGACAUCACUUAAGAUUAAUUACAAAACUAUACACUGUAAACAAAAAUAAUGAGUGAUCUUAUCUUAUCUUACAAAUGUGUAAAAUGUAGGAUGGUUUAAUUGAAUGCAAAGCUUUUAAUCUGCUAUAUGACCAGCAACAAGCUAAAAGCACACUUUGCUGUCCCAUGGAAGAGCUCAUUGUUUUUUUUUACCCUAUUUAUAUAGUUUUGUUACUUUUCCCAAUUAUUCAUAAAAGUUAUUCAUUAUUUUAGAAUUUGCUCCCCAUUCCAACUAGAUGUGUAUUAUUUUGACUGGGCAGGGACAAAGAGGGCUAAAAUUAAUUUCUUCGUAAAUAUUAUGCAGCCCUUAAUUUACCUGUUUAAAUCCAAUAAGACUGUCACUAAAUUGUCCAUUAAAAAAGAAGUUGAGACAUUUUGAAUAUAUAAAGCAACAAGUGUUGUGUGACACUCAGGACUUUACGCCAGUGCUUCUUUUUCUUACCACCAUGAUGAAACCUCAGGUACAAUGUAAAGACCUCACAGAAACCACAGUUACCUCAAGAAAAACUGGAUUUGCUCAAAUUGAAAUGUGACUUUGUUCUCCUGUUAAAAUGCAGCGAAUGCAAAAAAAAACAGCCUGAUAAAAAAUAUUCUUAAGAUGUACUUUCUUAUUAAAUAUUGACCCGUCUUUUUUACCAUCGUUUUUUUUAACAGUAUGUGAGCACAACCUCCAUUGCCAAUUAUCUAAAAAAAAAAAAAAUUUAGGCUAAUUAUUUUUUAUCGUAGGUGUGUGGUGUUUUGUGGAAGAUCGGUAUGAUGAAUGAAAACAACUUCUACCUUUUUGGGACAUUGACUGGAGAAUGUUAUAAGAUGUCAACUUGUUAUUUUUAUAUGAUCUGGUCCAUGUGUUAUGCGAUUGUAUUGGUGUUGUGAUGGAUUUACAUGCGAUAAUGUGUUAAAACAUCUUUUUAUG
Molecule: messenger RNA, 2157 nt
Organism: Syngnathus acus (greater pipefish)
Lineage: Eukaryota; Metazoa; Chordata; Actinopteri; Syngnathiformes; Syngnathidae
Product: high mobility group AT-hook 2b
Exons: 6
Coding region: 365-679 (104 amino acids)
Biological process (GO): regulation of DNA-templated transcription
Cellular component (GO): chromatin; nucleus
Molecular function (GO): DNA binding; transcription coregulator activity
Source: RefSeq, a predicted model, not a curated record